AUGUUGAAACACUCUCGGGUCGGAAUCGGUCUUUUGGGCGCCUCAAAGAUGUCCGUCGGCAAAUCCCACACUGACCGUCAGUGGUGGAAAGAGGCCGUGGUGUACCAAGUACGGCCUUCUAGCAUCUAUCCAGCUUCUUUCAAUGACACCAACAACGAUGGCAGGGGUGAUGUCAAUGUCGACGUUGUCUGGCUUUCUCCAAUCUAUGACAGCCCUCAAGUGGACAAUGGAUAUGAUAUCGCCGAUUACAAGAAGAUUUAUCCCCCGUAUGGCACAUUGGAAGAUGUUGACCGACUGAUUCAGGAGUUGGGCCGUCGUGGGAUGAAAUUGGUGAUGGAUUUGGUUGUUAAUCACACCUCUGAUCAGCAUCCGUGGUUUUUGGAAUCUCGCUUGUCCAAGUCAAAUCCAAAGCGUGACUGGUAUAUCUGGAGGAAGCCCAAGUAUGACGUUGAAGGAAAGCCAGGGCCGCCCAACAACUGGUAUGUGCUCCCCUUCUCUUUGAUUCGCUGUAUUUUAGUUGACACAGUGUUGAAGGAAUCAAAUUCUGGGAGAGGCGCAUUCGACGUCCGGGCUGCAGUGUACGAUAUUUUGCGCUUCUGGCUAGACCGGGGCGUCGCCGGCUUUCGGAUGGACGUGAUCAACCUCAUCUCCAAGGACCAAAGCUUUCCUGAUGCCGAGGUUGUCAUACCUGGUCAGCCGUACCAGCCGGCUACCCAACACUUCGCCAAUGGGCCAAGGUUACACGAGUUUCUUGGGGAAAUGCGGCGCGAGGCUCUUGACAAGUACGAUCAGAUGACAGUGGGCGAAAUGCCCUUCAUCUAUGAUGACAAAGAAUUCCUCAAGAUCGUGCAUCAGAAAGACGGGUUUCUGAACAUGGUCUUCCACUUUGAGCUGGUCGAUAUCGAUUCGGAGCGAGGAGAUGUCCCUGGUGAUGCUCGAAUGUCCGUGGGCAAUUGGGAUGUUUCCGACUUGCGCCAGAUUAUCUCUCGCUGGCAAAGAAUCAUGAUCGAUGGCGGUGGCUGGAACUCGCUUUACUGCGAGAAUCACGAUCAGCCUCGGUCUGUAUCGCACUAUUGUGAUGAUAGCGAUGAGUACAGAGAGUACGGGUCAAAGUUGCUUGCAAUGAUGGAGACCACCCUAAGCGGAACUCUUUUUGUCUAUCAGGGAGAGGAGCUGGGCAUGAGAAAUGUCCCGUUUGAGUGGGAACCAGAGGAGUACAAGGAUAUUGAGGUAAAUGAGAUGUAUCCUAAUGACCAAGAAAAGCUUCAAAAAGCCCGGAGAGCUCUUCGAGCCAAAGCCCGGGACAACGGUCGCACCCCCAUGCAAUGGGAUAGCAGUCCAAACGGUGGCUUUUGUCCAGAAGAGGUUACCCCUUGGAUGCGGGUGAAUGACGAUUAUCCAGUUGUCAAUGCAGCAGCACAAACAAAACCGGAAGCUACCUCGUCCGUGUACCACUUCUGGCAGAGGUUGGUGACGCUUCGGAAAGAGAAUGCUGGUGCUCUGGUCCAUGGCGGAUUUGAACUUAUCGACGAGACAAAUCCAGACGUCUUUUCGUACGUUAGGGUGGCUGACUCUGGGGAGAAAUGGGUGGUUGUUCUCAACUUCACUGGGCACUCGGCUACCUGGGAAAGUCCCAAAUGGGGACUCCAAUGGGUGGCGGGAAAUUAUGCCGAUGGUUUGGACAAGGUGCAGAGUGGUGGCACCGAUCUGGUACAUCUGAGGCCCUGGGAGGGUCUCAUCGCCAGACAACCGUGUAAUUAG
This is a messenger RNA of Podospora anserina S mat+, 1761 nucleotides long. RefSeq lists its product as uncharacterized. Lineage: Eukaryota; Fungi; Ascomycota; Sordariomycetes; Sordariales; Podosporaceae. The transcript has 6 exons. Gene Ontology annotation, molecular function: alpha-amylase activity. Gene Ontology annotation, biological process: oligosaccharide catabolic process. The record is from RefSeq and is a predicted model, not a curated record. Bases 1 to 1761 code for a protein of 586 amino acids.